AUGAAGGUGGCAGAUGUUCUGUUGGGAUUGGGGGGGAUGGUUGUGGUGGUGACAGUGAUGCUGGACAACAUUGUAUUGGCAGAGAUGCAGCCAAAUGACUUGUUGGGGAGCAUCUCAACCAAAAUCUUUAGUGCCACCAACAGAACAUCUACCACAGUAAUACAUGUUGGAAAUCAGACCCAGAGAAACGAAAAUCUACCUUCUAGUACCCAAAGGGAAGUAGUCAAAGAAACUCCAAAGACCAGUAUCUCCACUCUGUCUACUCAACCACCACAGGUGCUACCCACACCCAACGGCGAAGUCAAACCUACCACAGAUGUGUCUACACGGCCACCAGAAUUGGUGCUACCCACAUCCUCCAUGCCUCUUAAUUCCAGUAUGUUCAAAGUACCCAAAGUGUCCAAUGAUUGGGAGAAGUUGAAACAACAAAAUCCCAAGAUUAUCAUUACUUUCCUCCAAAAUUCUGGUUUGGGUAGCCAGAUACUGAACAUGCUGGCACAAAAAAUUUACUUUGGCAGUCUCAAUCGAACAUUCAUUGUCGAUGACACCAUUUAUGGAUACAGAUGGGAUGAGGAGACAGGAGUGCUGAGGGGCUUUUUCCGACCAAAAUUUCCUGUGGUCAACAAGGAUGAGUAUGCCACCAUUGAGCGAGUGUUUGGAGUGGAGAAUUAUCGAAAAGCAAUCGAUGCAUCCAAGAACAAAACAUGGCCGGAUUAUACAUCCAGCAAGCAAAUUGAAAUGGCCAGUGACAGAACUCCACUCUUUAUUGUGUGGUCCACCAGUGGACCAGCACGAAGAGCCUUUCGCAAACGAUUUGAAGCUGUGGGUCCUGAAGUGUACCGACGCUUUGCCGAUUGUGCCUGUGACAAUUUACAAUUCAGUGAUCAUGCACUGUCGGAAAUCAAUCAACUGAAGGAAGCGCUCAAUAUGCCAGAUCUCACAAAGUCCCAUUCGGUUGCAUUUCACAUUCGAAGAGGUGACAAACUCGAAAAGGAAGCAAAGAAAAGAUAUACAGCAUAUCACUAUGUUGAUAAACUCCGGAGGAUCCCCGAUGCUGCAAGGGAACCUGUGGAACAUUGCUUUGUUGCAUCCGAUGAUUACUCAGUGGUGGGAGAACUCCACCAAGCUUUGCAAGCAAAGGGAAUCCAUUGCCAGUUGCACACACUCAUACCCUCGGUCGCCAGGGGAGCUAACUUGGCAUAUGAGACCAGUGGUCACGAGGACACGAUUCUUUUGUUGGCGGAGUUAACCAUGAUGAUUGAUGCAACCUACUGGGUGGGUACCUGGAAUUCCAAUGCUGGCAACAUGGCUUCUGUCAUGAGAGGCUGUCGUCAUGCUGGCAAACCACACUAUAGUCAUUCGUAUGUCCUGGAUGGUAACGACUGGUUCUUUCGAGGAAAAGCCUGUUUGGAACCGUGGAAACGGGGGGUGAUGGAAAUCAGUUGCAAUGAGGACAGAUGGCAAAGUGUUGGUUAUUUCAAGCAUGGGUGUCUCCACGAAGCUCCCACUAGAGCAAUUCUCAUUGCAAGAUUCACAGAUGCUUCUCCCCUGGGCUUGGAAGACGAGAAUGGGCCCUGA
Messenger RNA from Seminavis robusta, 1578 nucleotides. The record is from the annotation of a GenBank genome assembly. NCBI's taxonomy places the organism in Eukaryota, Bacillariophyta, Bacillariophyceae, Naviculales, Naviculaceae.